AUGUCUUCUAUUAGGAGUUCGACUUUUGGAUUGCAAAUACCUGAAACAAUGAGAUGUGCCGGACAAGCAGCAAAAAGUCGGAGAGAGAAGAAAUUCAAAAAGAGAAAUACUAUGGCGAAAAUUCGAUCGAGAUUGGGAAGGGUGUUUGGGAGGGUGUGGGAAUUUUGGCAUGAUUUCAAAAAGUGGAGAAGAGAUGCUGAAGAAGCGAGACAAAGACGUGCGGAUAGAUACGAUAACCAUAUGGUGAAUCCUGAUGAUAUAUGGUGA
Botrytis deweyae is the source of this 267-nucleotide messenger RNA. RefSeq lists its product as uncharacterized. The record is from RefSeq and is a predicted model, not a curated record. The transcript is spliced from 3 exons. NCBI's taxonomy places the organism in Eukaryota, Fungi, Ascomycota, Leotiomycetes, Helotiales, Sclerotiniaceae. The coding region runs from base 1 to 267 and encodes 88 amino acids.